UCCAGGAGCUUCCGGAGAAGUCAGACAACACGUCGCAAAUAGACUUCCAAAGGGAUUCGAGGACAGAUCCAGAAAAUCCACUGAACCAGACCCUGUGGUCCCCUGGGACUAAAGCCCAGAGAACCACACACGUGCAGAAGUCACUGUGAGCAUCCUGAGACCUCGACUUCCGUCCUAGCAGCUUCAGGAGCCGAAUCUAGAAGAGCACAGGCAAGAAGCCCCGGGCAAGGUACGUAUGAUAAACUGGGGGUUACUCCAAGGCCGGCUGGCAUCGAGUUGCUUUCUGUUGGUGAAAACGAGCUCUGCCACCCGCCACGCCUGAUGGCGUUAAAGAGGAGCGACCAUUCAGUGAAGCCCAAUCUCAACCGUUGGGGUAAACCGGCUGUGGCCCUGUGCAGGCUGAACUGCUUGCUUCUGCCUCGGACUGACUCACCUCCAACUCAAUGGCUCUGUAAGGUGGUCACUUGGUACCAGUCUUGGUGACGGGGCCAAAGAAAGCCAAGCAUGGUGGGGGGAGAGAGGGACGACAAUCAGUCAAGCAAGUUAUCGAAAGCCAAAUUCAUGCGAGCGCUGUACAAAGUGCUUGGGAGGGCUCACUGCAGUUAGAAGCCAUGAUCCUGGCCCUCAAGGAGCUUACCGUCUAAUGGGAAAAACAGGCACAGAAUAAUUUAGAGAAAGAGAAGACAAAUUGGCAAUGGAGAUGAAUAAGGGGUUAAACAGUAGGGCACGGAAGACCAUUUGUUUAGGAAUGCCCCAGCAGGGUGUAUGUUCAAAAGUGUGUGAUGGAGAGUAGAAGUGCUGAGGUGAUUGUUUCAGGGGUGAAAGAGAGUUGGUAUAGAUCCAGACCACUUUAACCAGAGUAAAGUCUGGUGUCAUUUCUGAUGACCUUCCUGGUGGUCCAGGGGCCAAGCUCCAGGGGUCAAGCCCACACCCAUGUCCGCAUGGGGAUCUCCCACACCAAAGUCUCGUGAGUGGCGAUCAGGAGUUGGGUGGCGCUUUGUGUGCCAGGGUGCGGUAUGAUUCCGAUCCACAGAAUCAAGACCCCAAAACAGCAGCAGGCCCGAUGACGCGGAAAUACGCCGGCCCAGCGAAGACAGGUUUAUGAAAGUUCAAGGGGAACACCCCCAAUCUCCUCACCUGGAAGGAAGUCAAAGCUUUGCCCGGUGGCAAAGGGGCAAAAGGCGGGCUCAGAACCAAGACCCUUAAAAUUGACCCUUGGAAGCGUGGCUGUGAAGGCCAGGGUUAGGCUUGCAGCCCGCGCGUAACCAACCGUGACCUCAUGAAAGCGGCGGGGAGAGAACAGUCUUUGGCUGUCGAGGCCAAAGCCUGUACAUGGCAGGUGAAGCAACCUUGGCAAGGCACAUCUUCCUCGACCUCGAGGGAGGGCCGAGUCUGAAUGUGAGCAUUAGAGGGGGACGGUUCCGCUGGGUGGCCCUCAUGCCCCAGGAGGCUAAAGAGGAUGGAUGGGUUGCCACCUGGUGGUGUCCGUUCAGUUUAACUCGCAAGGCGCCCUGGGACGACUUUCGCGGGGAGAGCCUCAUCUGCUUCUUCCCGCAGGGUUUCCCUCCCGGCUGGUUCCGAGGGAGGAGGGCCUGGAAGCAGCACUGGAGGCCGGCAUCUCUCUUGUCCCUCCCUGUGCGAUACCAGCCUGGGGACGUGCGGGGUUUUUUGGGAUGGGAGUCCGGGGGCCGCAAGGGGAAGGUCUCCGAGUCUGACUUUCGGGUGGUGGAACGGGGAGAGACUUUUGGAGUGCCCCAGAUGUCUCGAAUCACCCGGCUCUAUCAGGCAAGGGAGUCAUUUGACUCGGAGCCUCCACAACAUUUGCCCAUGAGAAGCUUGGCAAACCCAAUUGCAGAAAAAGAUGAGUCAGUGUCCCCAGUUUCCUCCCGAUCCCCAAACCUGAGCUGGUGGUGGUGGCGGCAGGCCAGGGAGAACUUCCCGGGAAGCCGAGCCCUAGGGGUAAAUCCAGGGAGACACCUUGCUUCCCGGACCCGCUCCUUCAGGCCGGGGUCUUUCUGGGGACUCUGGGCGCUCGGUUAUUUCCCCCAUGACUCCUGCCAGGCUCACCUGGAGGAGGCAGAAGGUUGCGUCCCAGACCAGGUCUGGUUUGGGUUUCAGAUCCCUCUCUCUCUCUCCAUUCUACCCGCUUGCAGUCCUGCCGGCCGUAUUGUUGCCCACUUUCACCAAAGAACAGUAACUGUGUGGGGUGAAGAGUGUGUAUGUUUUGGUGGGGGGGUGGGGGGAAAAGAGUAAGAGGAUCUAUAGCUCUGGGAGGUACUCAUCUGAUGAAUUCACAGAUGAAACAAUGGUUCUAUCUGUUUAUUUCCAAAGGGCUUAUCUCCCAUCCCUGAGGUGGAGGGGCCAAGUGGGAGGAACAAAGAGGGAGAUAGGGUUCUCUCUUCUUGUUCUCAGGCAGGACGGAGGGAUGACAGGUCAGGGGGAAGGGAGAGGAAAGGAGCUUUUAGUUCCUUUUCCAAUCCCGGUGCCCGUUUCCCAGGGAACUUGCAUUCACCGAUGAAAUCCGACACCCCCGGUCCCCUUGUUUGACCCACAUCCCACCAAGCCUGGAUGCGGAUCGACUCCCACCUACUUCUGCCCGUGGGGACAUUAAGCCACAAGACACCUCUCCUCUUGGGUGUCCAGCUCAGGACUGGGGAAGAGGCAUUCGGGGGUGGAGGGUGUACCUCUGACCCAGUGGAUAGGGGUAACACCUGAGCUCCAUGCCAACUCUUUGGAGUGGCUGCCCCAUCUGGGGAAUGAGUGUGGAGGCCCCUUGGGGUGAGUUCACGUGUCCUGGCC
Messenger RNA from Ornithorhynchus anatinus (platypus), 2799 nucleotides. RefSeq lists its product as uncharacterized. The record is from RefSeq and is a predicted model, not a curated record. Bases 1333 to 2253 code for a protein of 306 amino acids. NCBI's taxonomy places the organism in Eukaryota, Metazoa, Chordata, Mammalia, Monotremata, Ornithorhynchidae. The transcript is spliced from 2 exons.